AUCUUUGUCCCAAACUUCACCAGAAGCUGCUGACUGCACGCGCUGAAGGGCGGACCAUAAAGGAGGAGCGCAGCGCGCGCACAAACACACUGCUGCCUCGAGGACACAUCUUUCUGUUCCUCCUGGAUUUUAGAGGGAGAAGAGGGGAAAAAAAUCUCUUUUAAUUUCUGUUUUCUUUUCUAUGGUUUUCUUUGAAUCCCCCAUUUGGGCGUCAGAUCCCGACAGUUAGCAGUGAGCCACUUUGGGGCGGACAUGGAGCCCUACACGGUCCCCGGAGCCGCAGCGCAGCUCUCUCUGUCCGACCUGUACUCCGUCAUCCCCUUUAACGUCACCCUCCCGGAGGAGCUGGCCGAGCUGAACGCCACGGAGCCCGGCAGCCCGGUGAGGGGCGCCGGGGGAAUGGUCAUCGCCGUGUCCAUCACGGCGCUCUACUCGGUCAUUUGCGUCGUGGGACUGCUGGGCAACGUCCUCGUCAUGUACGGAGUGGUCAGAUACACCAAGAUGAAGACAGCCACCAACAUCUACAUCUUCAACCUGGCCCUGGCCGAUGCCCUGGCCACCAGCACGCUGCCUUUCCAGAGUGCAAAGUACCUCAUGAACACCUGGCCCUUUGGGCAGCCUCUGUGCAAGCUCAUCAUUGCCAUUGACUACUACAACAUGUUCACCAGUAUCUUCACCCUCACUAUGAUGAGUGUGGACCGCUACAUUGCUGUGUGCCAUCCCGUCAAGGCGUUGGGCUUUCGGACACCAGUCAAGGCUAAGAUGAUCAAUGUCUUGAUAUGGGUCCUGUCGUCCGCGAUUGGGGUGCCGAUUAUGGUUAUGGCUGUGACCAGAGUGACAGAGGCUGGUAACAUUACAUGCAUGUUGAAAUUUCCGGAUCCUGACUGGUACUGGGACACCGUGACUAAGAUCUGUGUUUUCAUCUUCGCCUUUGUGGUCCCUGUGAUGGUCAUCACUGUUUGCUACGGCCUGAUGAUCCUGCGUCUGAGGAGCGUCCGUCUGCUCUCAGGCUCCAAGGAGAAAGACCGCAACAUGCGGCGAAUCACCCGCAUGGUCCUGGUGGUGGUGGCGGCCUUCAUCAUCUGCUGGACCCCCAUCCAGAUCUUUAUCAUCGUGAGGACGAUGGUGGAGAUCAACACCAGGAAUACUUUUGUCAUAGCCAGCUGGCACUUGUGCAUCGCCUUGGGCUACACCAACAGCAGUCUCAAUCCUGUCCUCUAUGCUUUUUUGGAUGAAAAUUUCAAGCGUUGCUUCAGGGAUUUCUGCCUGCCCUGUCGGACCCGCACGGAGCAGAACAGUGUGACCAGCGCCCGCAACACCACUCGGGAGCCGGUGUCUGUUUGUGCUCCGACCGAGGCGGGAAGGAAGCCUGCAUGACUAGCCGAGGAGAGGGUCCUACUUAGCUCCAACAUGAGCAGAAUCCAUCAAGAUCCACAGUCACAGGACACCCUGAUCUCCACCACAGAGUUUUGAUGCCCAGUGAGGGUGAAGUACUGGGGUAAAAUAAGCAGGAAUCUCUGAGCUCACUGUCAAAAACAGUGUCUGACUUUGACAGAUCAUGAAACAGAAUGUUCUUUGUUUUUAGCUCAGAAUAAGAUGGUAGCAGAGUUCAAGACAACAGCAGCAGCUGGUACACUUAGAAGGAUUUCAGUGACUGUGCUGGCAGGUGAAACAUCCACAUAAAAAAAACAAAAACAGCUUCAGUGUUUGGUUUUUUUUUGCAUUGACAAAGUGAGAAAUAUAUGACACACCAAACCAACGAUGGCUUAGUGGAAGAGUCCUCUGCUUGAACUGUUUUGAUCAAAAGGAGGCCACAACGAUCUGCGCUGCACUAGAACGUGUGAUUGGAGGAUUUUUAAGUGUUUCUUGCUGAAUAUUUAGAAAUACAAUCAAUUUCAAAUUAGAUGGAAGGAUACAUAUCACAGACCCACUUUGAGAUCAAAAUUUGUUGGUACUCAGCUGUCCACUGGUGACCACCACUAGCAACCUCAACCACGACAACGGCUUAAUGCCUGCAGACUAAUACUUCAGAGGCUGCCAGUGAAAUUCGGUUCAAUUCUACUCCACAACGAUAAUUAGAAAAAGAAACUCUGAGGUCUGUCUCGCUCUGUUGGACACUUGUGAAAAGUGGCACGGUGCUCUCUUAAGCGAUGACUCACUGGGAAAUUCAGCUUCCUCAAUCAGACCGGAGCCAGCGGUCCUGGAAGCAGAGACGGAGGUGAUGAAUGAUGACUUCAGCUGAGCGGACAUGCUUCACACGACUGUUUGUAAAAGAAGUCAAAUCCAGCUAAGUGUGGGUUUUCCUGCAAGUUCAGAGUUUAAACUAUGACAACAGAGAGAGGCGUUUGAGAGACAUUAAUCACAUCUGAACUAAUAUGUAGCCUUUCAAAAGUAUUAACACUACUUUCACUUUUCACCAUUUUCACUUUGUGUUGAAUUAAAACUUGUGGUUUGACUCAAUAAGAUUUUCUUUAACAGAGUUAAUUGCAGGGUCUGUAAUUAACUUAAGAGAAGGUGGAAUGAUGAUGUAAAUGUUUGCAUUAAAACAAUUUAAUCUUAAGUUACUUAAACGCUGAGGUGCUUUGUGAUUGGUUCCGCUUUCUUCCCUCUGAAUAUUUAGAUUCUGCUGCUGUCUCUUUAAUUCACACAGAAACAUAAACAAGUGAAGAGACUUCAUGUGUAAGAACAGUUUACUGAAACUGUUGGACUUUCUCACUGGCUCUGAGAUGGAGACAAUAAAUAGCACAAGCUCUGUAAACAACAUGAGAUGUAAAUGUACGCCAUGUGAUUUGUUUCCUCGUGUGUUACCGUACUGUGUGCUGCAGAGUGUGUAGCUGUUCAUCCUAUGACUAUUGCUGCCUUCGUUGGGUGUGUGAAUGUCUCUCAGAGCACAUAACCUUUGCGAAUUUACAUUUCUUCAGGAAAGAAUGUAAUGUUCUCUACAUUAUGAAUACAGAUAUUCAGUCUCCAGCAGAUAUUUUUGUUUUAGGCUAACAGUACCAAACAUGAUGCAAGUUCUUCUUCUUUUGGAUGCUUCCUGCAGGGAUCACUAGACUGAAUCAUUUGCAUUAAUUUCAAAUGAAUGAAUGCAAAUUCAGUCAUUUAGUGUUGUUAUUCACUACAUUCAUGAGUCUUGUUUUCUCUGACCUUCCUCUCCUCCUGUAGCUUAGCUCCAAAUUCUGACUCAUAUGUCCGUAUCCGUCCUCUCCUGACCUCUUAGCUUCUCUGGCUUCCCAGCCUAAACUGCCCUUCUAAUAUAUAAAUCUCAACCUCAUCAGUUCCAGUAGCUGCCUUUCUAUUAACCAUAUAAUUGCACAAGCUGACAUUUUGAACAUUUAUUUGCUUAAUGUAAACAUACCAAUUUGGAAAAAAAACAAACAUUGUUUUUCCAUAAAAAGAGUUGGUGCUAGGAUGAGGUGUUUUUUUUUGUGGCUUUAUCGAACGUGCAACGGAAACACGAGUCACAUGAUCAGCAACUUGAUGUUGUCACUGGCACAGAUCAUGAAGACGACAUGUUUUAUUAAUGACUUAUUUAUAUGGGAUUUUUAUUGGUUCUUAAUUAAUGGAAACAAUACAAUUGUGGAAUUGUAUUUUUUUGACAUAUUGAAAACAUUUUUCUCACAUUUGUAAUGGAACUGCAGCUAAUAGAAACCUUUCCUCCAUCUCUGACUCUUCUUGCCUUCCUCUCCAUCCAGUUGGCCAGAGGUAAUUAAACUCUCACUGUUCGUUUAGCCACUAACUGCAGCUCCUUCUAUUAACCAACAUAACCCUGCACCAAAAAAUAUAUAUUUACAUAUUGUAGAAUCAAUCCAGCACCAGGUAAGUACAGGGUGAAUACCAAUUCUGAUAUCAAUAUUUUUGAUUUAUGUUUGAUAAUUCAUCAAAUUUUUCACAUUUUAGGUUCCAGAAGUUUCUCCUGUGUUCAAGCAUAGGAGAGAAUUUGGUCACGGUUUAUAUUUUAAUGACACAUUAACAUGACAAACAGAAACAAUGGAAAACCAAAAACAUAUAAAAUGCAAAAAAACCAAAAAAAACCAAAAGAUCAUUAGAGAGCAAAUCAAACAAAUCAUUUUUGAGAUAGAGUUAAGAAACACAAAAAUAAAUAAAAACUUCAAGAGCGAAUCUGAAACUAGAGCAUCGAUCUUAAGAUGCUAGUAUCAAUCCAAUACAAACAUGACUUGAUGUUGAUAUUAUCAAUAUUUGUGAUAGCUCCGCCCACCUCUACUGAAAGUUGGGUUAUCGACUCACUUGCCUCAUUACCUCACCUUGUAUUCGUAGAAUGAAGCUCUGAUUAUUUUCAAAUACAAAGCAGGUUUAGGAACAUUUAUCUACUCCACGUUCACUGAACUCCAAAACACACAGUCCAUCUGUUUCGAGCUACCUUUGGCUAAUAAGGUAGCUCUGGUCAAUGUAUUUGAUGUAUAUUUUCUUGAUGAUGGGAUUUAACAAGAUGUAAUGCUUACUGUUUGUUUCAUAAUUGGUUACUGUGUUGUAUUUUUAUGAUGUAAAGCACUUUGACCUGCCUGGUUCUGAAAUGUGCUGUACUAACUGGACUUGUAGCUGGCUGCGGUUUAAGGCGGCCUUUGUGUCAGGAAGGACAAGUUUGUCCUAUUUUGACUCAUCAAGAUGGAAAAAUUUGCAGCUCAGAUUUUUCUUCUAGUUUUAGACAAAAUCAGACUGUCAGAGAUUUCACUCAUAUCUUGUUUAAGUAAAGCCUCAGUGCUGUAUUUUUUAUUUAUAUGUUGUUAAUUGUCAUUUUUGUUUUAUUCCUUGAUACUUUGUUGCUGUAAAUAAUUUAGUUUGAUGACAUUGUUGUUGUUGGUGUUAUGUUGUAGUUGUAAUGGCUUGUUUUCAUCUUGUGCAGCUCUGGUUUCAUCCUGACCAGGACGUCCUGGAGAAAAAGAUGAAUAAUCCCGAUGGAUUUCUGUCCUGGAAAAAUAAAGUAAAAUUAAAAAAAUAAGAAUAAAUGAUUUCUCAUGUCUUUAGUAUCAGGACCACUUGAGCUGAUGCAGAUGUAGAAGACAAUGUUCCUCAGUUUUCUGGAAGGUGCUAUUUGAAGUAUGCCAAUAUGACAUUCUUUUGUCAUUCAGCUGUUUCUUUUUUUUUAUCCCCAUUCCGAUCUGAGGGACUUAGUAAAUAAACUGAAUUGAUGCAGCUCUUUUUUAAAUCAUUACAAACUUCAAAUGUCUGUGCUAAAGCCAGUAGCAUCCACAUCAGAUAAACUGCAGGGUUGCAUUAACUACAUAGAUCCAGAGCAGGAUGCACCACAGGAGCAUCAAACAGUGAUAGAAACUUAAUGACUCUUCCAUCAAGUUGGUCAUUUAAAGCAACACAUUUGCUAGUGAAUCCAGAAAUCCUUUCUGUCUCUUGGAAACUGAUCUUCUGUCUUUAGAUUUUCCUGUGUGCUCUCCUCUUCCUCAUUUUCAGAGUUAACUAGUGAAUUGAUAUUCUGCUGUGUGAUUCUUUCUCCGCCGCCUCAAGAAACACCCAAAUGAUUCUUUUGCUAAUUGUGAGUGGACUGCAUUUGGUUUCUGUUUUAAUAUAGUUUCAAAACUCAAUCAUACUAGCACAACUACCUGCCAUGUUUCUGUUGCUGGCACAAGCCAUUUAGGUUACCCAGGAAAGAUAAAGACUUGGUGCCUCCUGUCCAAUUCUAAAAUACCGUAAUAAGUGUGUAAGACAGCUUUCAGUAUUUGUAGGUAUUCCUAAAGCCUCUUCAAGUCCUUUUCAAAUAUGUUCCAAAGCUGCAUUCAAAUGAAAAUGUGAAUGGUUUUCUAUUUCUAAGUUUUUAGAUGAUGUUAUGAAUUUAUGAAACAAAGAGGUUGUACUAAACUUAUAUAGCUACACCACAGUUAUAGCAUCUCCAGUAGCAUUGUUAGGCAACCUAGCUAGCAUAAAACCUGCACUAUGCAAUACAUCAAAAAAAAAAAACUCAGAGAGAGACAUGUUACCAUCAA
Messenger RNA from Xiphophorus hellerii (green swordtail), 5957 nucleotides. It is a transcript of the gene oprd1a, whose product is annotated as opioid receptor, delta 1a. Gene Ontology annotation, cellular component: plasma membrane; neuron projection. NCBI's taxonomy places the organism in Eukaryota, Metazoa, Chordata, Actinopteri, Cyprinodontiformes, Poeciliidae. Gene Ontology annotation, molecular function: neuropeptide binding; G protein-coupled enkephalin receptor activity. The transcript has 3 exons. The record is from RefSeq and is a predicted model, not a curated record. Gene Ontology annotation, biological process: G protein-coupled opioid receptor signaling pathway; neuropeptide signaling pathway. Bases 253 to 1377 code for a protein of 374 amino acids.